Messenger RNA from Arabis nemorensis, 195 nucleotides. Lineage: Eukaryota; Viridiplantae; Streptophyta; Magnoliopsida; Brassicales; Brassicaceae. The record is from the annotation of a GenBank genome assembly.
AUGCGAGGCUCACCUAGUGAACCUGGAAUUAUCCCUCUUGCUGUACAGGAUUUGUUUGACACUGAGGAUGCAAGCAGGGCGUUUGAGUUGCGUAUGCCGUACAUGGAGAUCUACAAUGAUACUAUCAUUGAUUUGUUGGCUCCCGAAAACCAAAACCAAAAUCAUUUGUUACUGGAUUACAAGAAAAAAUUGUAG